AUGACCAUUAACGAUGAGAAUCCCGUUAUGAAUAAUGGAGCGGACUUUGAGGAGUACGACGAUGAGGUCUCCUCACAGAUGUUCGAGAGGGCCCGUAUCCGCGCAUUAGCUGGUAGGUGCUCAAAAAUAACCUUGCCUUAAUCAAUUCGGGCUUUUUUUAUGUGAAAAGGGGGGUCUUUUUUUAUUUCCUUUCUUUAUAUUUUGAUUAGAGAAAGUAAGGAAGGAAUCCAUUCCUUCGCUACUAUCUAUAAAAAUUGUCGUAUAAAAUUUUUGAAAUCCCGAAAAAAUUUCGCAUGGCUCCGGGACGGGGCAUGCAAAAUUUUUCGACCCGGUUUUUUCGAAAUCCCGAAUUUUUCGUGAAAGAUGACAAAAAGUGGAUUUUUUCGUUCAAUUUUUUAUUUUGAUUUGAAAACAACGCUGGUGACGACUGCGUGUAGGCUUACUUGCCGCUAGCCCGAAUAAUAACAUCAUUUCAAAUUCAAUUUGAAACAAUCCCGCAUUUUUGAAAAUUCUUGUUGGCAGUUAUGAAAAUUUUUCGGGCCGGCCGGGGUUUCGAAUUUUUACAGGCCCGGGCUCGGAAAUUCCAACCCGGUUUGCAGCCAUGCUUAACAAAAAUAACAUCGCAUUAAAAAGAAAAUGGCAAAAAAUUGAAGACGGAAGCAAUAACCGAUGUAUGUGAUUGCAGAUGAGCGUGAGGUCGUUCAGAAGAAAACAUUCACCAAAUGGGUUAACUCCCAUCUCAUCCGCGUGUCCUGUAAGAUCCAAGAUUUGUAUGUGGACAUGAGAGAUGGAAAGAUGCUGAUUCAGCUUCUCCAAGUGCUAUCUGGGGAACGAUUGCCUAAACCAACAAGGGGAAAGAUGAGGAUCCAUUGUCUUGAGAACGUUGACAAAGGAUUGCAGUUUCUCCGAGAUCAACGUGUGCAUCUGGAGAACUUGGGGCCAAAUGACAUUGUUGAUGGAAGUCCCAGAUUAACAUUGGGUCUUAUCUGGACUAUUAUUCUACGGUUCCAGAUCCAAGACAUCACAUUUGAAGACACUGACAAUCAAGAGACAAGACAAGCCAAGGAAGCCCUCCUUCUUUGGUGUCAAAUGCAGACGGCUGACUAUAAAAAUGUUAAUGUCAGAAACUUUACUACUAGGUAACAAUCAUUUCCUACCAAAAAAUCUAAGCACGUAAAAACUUUUAAUCACCGAAUUCUUGCAGCUGGAGAGACGGUCUUGCCUUUAAUGCUCUCAUCCACAAACAUCGCCCAGAUCUCAUAGACUUUGAUAAACUGCAGAAAUCCAAUGCCAUACAUAACUUAAAGAAUGCUUUUGACGUCGCUGAAAACCAUCUUGGCCUUCUCCGAUUCCUGGACCCUGAGGGUAAGCGCAAAAAACAUUAAAACAAUUACUUUAUGGCCCACAUCCGGCUUCUAUUAGGUAAAUUGUUAUAAUACAGUAUUACUCUUAUAGAUGUUAAUGUCGAACAACCCGAUGAGAAAUCGAUUAUCACUUAUGUUGUUACUUUCUACCACUACUUCAACAAAGUGAAACAAGAGGAAAUCCAAGGAAAACGUAUCGGAAAAGUAAUUAGUGAACUAAUAGACAACGAUAAGAUGAUGGACAAAUACGAAGAGAUCUCAAGUAGUCUUCUGGAAUGGAUCAGAAAGACCAUCAUCAAUCUCAACGACAGAAACUUCACCAACUCAUUGACAGGUGUCCAGAAACAACUCACAGAUUUCAAUCAGUACCGAACUCAAGAGAAACCACCACGGUUUCAGGAGAAAGGAGAAUUAGAAGUACUUCUGUUUACACUUCAGAGCCGAAUGAGAGCCAAUAAUCAGAGACCUUUUGUUCCAAGUGAAGGAAAAAAGGUUGCUGAAAUUAAUAGGGCUUGGGAAGAUCUUGAACGGGCUGAACAUGAACGGGAAUUGGCUCUCAAAGAAGAACUAAUAAGGUAAUAAAAAACAUUAAAUUAAGGUCAAUGCUUAACAGUAAAAGUAACUUUUACCGUUUCAGACAAGAAAAACUCGAACAACUGGCUGCUAGAUUUGACCGUAAAGCUGGGAUGAGGGAGACAUGGCUCACCGAGAAUCAACGUCUGGUCAGCCAAGACAACUUUGGAGACGACCUUGCAGCUGUGGAAGCUGCCUUGAAGAAACAUGAAGCCAUCGAAACAGACAUUCAUGCUUACGAAGAACGAGUGCAAGCGGUUGUCGCCGUUGCCGGAGAACUUGAAGCGGAGAAUUACAACGACAUCGAACGUAUUAUUGCUUCGAAAGAUCAUAUUCUUGAGUUGUGGAACACUCUGCUUGAACUCUUACAAGCACGUCGCGCCCGAUUGGAUGCCCAUAAGAACAUUGAAAAGAUCUUCCAUGACAUGGAUGGAGUUCUUAACAUGUGUGAUGAAAUAGAAGCCAAACUAAGGUCAGAAGAUCGUGGCCAACAUUUGAUGGACGUCCAAGAUCUACUCCAGAAACAUGCAAUGAUUGUAUCUGAUCUAAAUAUCAUCAACGACCGUAUUCAAAGUGUAAACAAAGCAGCUGAACCAUAUGCCCAAGAUCCGGCUGGAGCUGAUGACUUCCGCCCGGUCAACCCUCAGGUUGUCCGAGACCGAAGACAGGCGCUAAUUGAUCGCCUGGAUGAACUUCAAGAGCUAGCUGCAAACAGAAAUCGUGACCUUGAAGACAAUAGAAAGCUUUGUCAGUUCUGGUGGGAUUUGGCUGAUCUGGAGAACACGUUCCGAGAACAAGAACAAGUUUUGGCUCUUACCAAUACCGGCCACGAUGUCCCCUCCGUUAAACGGCUCAUCGCAGAACACAAGAAUGCGGAGAACAAUCUGGAAAGUCUUGGAAAUAUCCUGCAGACUCUUGAAGAACAAGGCCAAGAACUUGCAAAUGAGGGAAUUCCAGGGUCAGAGAACAUUAAUGCCAGAAUAGACGAAACCCGAAGCUAUUACAACAAGCUGAAGGAACUGGCCGAUGCUCGCCGCAGCAAUCUGGAUGGAGCCUUGAAUUACUUCUUGUUCUUCAACCAGGCCGAUGAAGUAGAUGGACUUCUAUUGGAUACUCUCCGUGUAGUUUCAUCUGAUGACGUUGGCCGAGACGAAGGAACAGUUGGCGUUCUUCUCAAGAAACAUGACGGCGUUAAAGAUGAUCUUGACAAGUUCGACCAACACAUCGUCCAAUUGCAAGCUCAGGUUGAAUCUUUGCCUCAAGAAGCCAGAGCUCACCCCGACAUCAUCCAACGAUUGGCUCAAACUGAUAAACGUCGUCGUGACCUGGAGGAAUUGUCAAGGCUCCGAAAGCAACGCCUUAUCGAUGCUUUGUCACUUUACAAACUCCUUAGUGAUGCGGAUGCUAUCGAAGCAUGGAUUGAUGAAAAAGGAAAACUCUUGGCCACAUUGAUUCCCGGAAACGAUUUGGAGGAAGUCGAGAUCAUGAAACAUCGCUUCGGAACUCUGGAGAACGACCUCAAAAACCAAGAAGACAAACUGAACACGGUCAACAAACUGGCCCGUGAAAUGGUUCAAGUGGAUCAUCCAAAUGUUGACGAAAUCCUUCAACGCCAAAACAAGCUCAAUGCUCGUUGGGCUCAGCUUAAGGACAUGGUUGACCAAAAGAGAUCCGAGCUUGACCGGGCCCAUCGUCUGGAGACCUUCCGAAUCGAUUGCCAAGAAACCGUCACUUGGAUUGAAGAUAAGACCAGAGUUCUUGAAGAUUCAGGAGAACUUACCAAUGAUCUCAGCGGUGUUAUGAGACUGAAGAGACGGCUGUCCAUGAUGGAACGGGACCUAGGCGCUAUUCAGGGCAAACUCAACAAUCUGCAAGCUGAAGCCGACGAAAUUGCAGUCGAAAAACCACAUCAAGCCCAAGUCAUCAGAGAAGACAUCAGCAGAAUCCAACAUGUCUGGGAUGUUCUUAACCGUAAGGUCAGAGAACAAGAGGCCAAGUUGGAGGAAGCAGGUGACCUUCAACGAUUCCUACGCGAUCUCGACCACUUCCAAGCUUGGCUUACCGCAACGCAACGCCAAGUUGCCAGUGAAGAUGAACCUCAAAGUUUGGCCGAAGCCGAAAGACUGCUGGCUCAACAUAAAGCAAUCCACGAUGAGAUCAAUGGAUAUGCUGAGGACUAUAAGAAGAUGCGAGCGAUGGGUGAUCGAGUCACACAAGACCAGACUGAUCCUCAGUACAUGUUUUUAAGACAGCGACUUGCUGGGUUGGAGGAAGGUUGGGAAGAACUGGGUCGGAUGUGGGAUAACAGGCAACACAUGUUAUCGCAAGGACUCAAUCUUCAAAUGUUCUUACGUGAUGCCAAGCAAGCCGAAGUCAUGUUAUCACAACAAGAAAACUUCUUAGCCAAGGAAGAGCAACCUCAGUCAUUAGAACAGGCAGAGAAUUUGCUGAAAAGACAUCAAGACUUUUUGACAACCAUGGAUGCAAACGACGAAAAGGUCCGUGGUGUCGUUAUAUUUGGUGACAAACUCAGUUCUGAUGGUCAUUACGCAGCUGACAAGAUUCAUAAAAAGUCACGCAAUAUUCAAGAGCGACGAGAAGCAAAUCGUGAGAAAGCCUUGGCUCAGCUCGACAUGCUCAAGGAUGCUUUGGGAAUCCAACAGUUCCUGAGUGACUGCGAAGAGUUGAGGGAAUGGAUCGAAGAGAAGAUGAUCCUUGCUCAAGAUGAGACAUACAGAGAUGCCAAGACCAUAACUUCUAAGUUCGUGCGUCAUCAAGCCUUCCAGUCCGAACUACAGGCAAACAAAGCUCGCCUUCAAGAAUUAAAACAAGCUGCUGAAAAGUUGAGUGAAGAGAAACCAGAAUUCAUUGAAGCCAUCUCACCUCACGUUGGAGAGUUGGAGAACCAAUGGACUCAACUGGAAGAGACUACUGUUGAAAAAGGCAAGAAACUGUUUGAUGCCAAUAGACAACAGCUCUACGUCCAAUCUAUUGCUGAUAUGCAAGAUUGGGCGCAGCAACUGGAACAGCAGAUCGGAGUUGAUCAACCACCAUCCGACUUGUCUACAGUCAAUGUCGCCAUGCAACGACAACAGGCGAUCGAAUCGGAGAUGGAGAAGAAGGUCCUUCAUCUGGAAUCUCUUCAACAAAUGGAGCCGCAAUUGGAGGAACUGCACCCAGAUGAGCUGGAAGAUAUCAAGGCCCAUCGUUUGGCAAUCACCGAGAAAUUGCAGAGGCUGAAGGCACCACUUGACGAUCGACGCAGACAACUCGAGCGCAGAAAGGCCGCCUUCCAAUUCGUUCGCGACGUUGAGGAUGAGAAAUUAUGGGUUGAUGAACGUCUUCCUAUUGCCAACGCUCCACAACUCGGUGAAAAUCUGUUCGACUGUCAACGAUUACAGAAGAACACGGAUUCUCUACGUGGCGAAAUGGAAAACCAUGAGUCUUGGAUCAGAAAAAUUAUUGAGAAUGGUGAAGAGCUGAUAGAUGAAGGUCACGAGAAUGCGGAGCAGUUCAAAGACAAGAUCAAGGAAAUGCAAGAUAAAUGGCAGAGCCUUAAGGAUGCUCUUGAUGAACGAAAACGGCGACUUCAAGAAAGCGAGAAGGCCCACUUGUUCUUGUAUGAUUGCAACGAGUCCGAAGCUUGGAUGAGUGAGCAGGAGUUGUACAUGAUGCAAGACGAACGUGGAAAAGACGAGUUCUCUACACAAAACCAAAUCAAAAAACACGAACGAUUACAGCAAGACAUUAACAACUAUGCUGACAGUAUUCGUGAACUUGGUAAAAGAGCCCAUCAAUUCAUCGAGGAGAAGUCGCCCCUUAGCGACCAAAUUGCCCUUAGGCAAUCUCAAAUUGAAAAGCUUUACGCUGGACUCCAAGAUCUGUGCAAAGAACGAAGAAAACGAUUGGACGAGACCCUUCAAUUGUACGGUCUUCACCGAGAAAUUGACGACCUCCUCCAAUGGAUUGCCGAUAAAGAAGUCGUGGCUGGAUCUCACGAGAAUGGACAAGAUUACGAACACGUCCAAAUGCUCCAAGAACGAUUCCAGCAGUUUGCCCGUGAUACCGAAGCAAUCGGUUCAGAACGAGUUGCAAGGGCUAACAAUGACUGUGAUCAGGUAAGCAAAAGUUAACAUAAAUUUACAACUAACAUUUAUAUUUUCAGUUGAUUGUUGAAGGUCACAGUGAUGCCCCUACAAUCGCACUAUGGAAGGACAGUUUAAACGAGGCUUGGGAGAAUCUACUGGAGUUAAUAGAUACUCGUUCUCAGAUUCUCGAGGCUUCACGUCAAAUGCAUAAAUUCUUCCACGACUGCCGAGAUUGUCUAUCCCGUAUCAUCGAGAAGAAACACAGUAUGCCCGACGAAUUGGGACGUGACUCAUCAUCCGUCAAUGCUCUUAGCCGCAAGCAUCAGAACUUCCUCAAGGACAUCGAAGCCAUCGGAGCUCAGGUCAGACAAAUCGAGCAAGACGCUGCAUACCUUCGGGAUUCUUAUGCCGGCGACAAGGCCAUUGAAAUCGCAUCCAAAGAGGCCGAAGUCCUCAAAGAAUGGAAACAACUUCAUGCGCUGUGCGAAGCCAGGAAUAUCCGCUUAAGAGACACUUCAGACCUGUUCAGGUUCAUGAAUAUGGUCAGAGAUCUCUUGCUGUGGAUGGACGAAGUCAAACGAGAAAUGACUUCUCACGAACGGCCAAAGGAUGUCUCCGGAGUUGAAUUAUUAAUGAAUAACCAUCAAUCCCUGAAGGCAGAGAUCGAUACUCGAGAAGAUAACUUCAGCGCUUGCAUUACAUUGGGGCGCAAUCUUCUGGAGAGGAAACAUUAUGCAAGUUCAGAGAUUGAAAAGAAAUUGAUCAAACUGACAACAGAACGAGCAGAAAUGAUGCAUAGAUGGGAAGACCGGUGGGAGUACCUCAGAUUGAGUAAGUCUAUCUAUUUAAUACGAUUUACAUUCAAUUUUAGUCCUCGAAGUGUACCAAUUUGCCCGGGAUGCGGCUGUGGCCGACGCUUGGUUGAAUGCUCAAGAACCCUACCUCAAGUCAUUAAACUUCGGUCGGAAUCUGGAAGAAGUUAUUGCCAUGAUUAAGAAACACGAAGCCUUCGAAAAGUCCGCAGCUGCUCAAGACGAUCGAUUCCUUGCUCUUGAGAAGUUGACCAACUUCGAGUUAAAGGAAAUGCAAAGGCGAGAACAAUACGCGGAUGAAGAACGCCGUCGUCGCUCAGGAUCUCCUCAAGCCAGACCAGGUCGUUCGGGAGAAACUACAUUCCCAGUUCACGAACCAGGACGAUCUGAAGGUAGGUUGUGUGAAGAGUCAUGCUUUGCAAAUGUUCGACUUUCAAUGUUGUAAAUCGUCUUUUGUAGCGUUCGAUUUGACUGUGAGCUCAUUUGGUAGUGGUGGUAGUGCUCAUAGAGGUAAUUUUUUGUUGUGAUUUAACAAUGGCCCUGACAGGCUCACUCUGUCCAAUUUCCAUGAAGCCUUGUAAUUCGGCCGAACGUUUUUUCGUCAAAAGUUUUUCGCCCAAACUCCGUAAAUCCAUUGUUAUGUGGUUGUGAUUUUAGAACGCUCUCGUCUUCAAGCAGAACCUUCCUCAUGGAGGCAAUCGCUUUCUCGAUCUGCCCGCUUCGGAGUGCAUGAUUUACAUGGUAUUGUUUGUUGUAACAUUCGUCGUUUGAUUUGAUAUUUUGGAGCUAGUUGUUUUGAUAACUUUUAUAACCGUCAUUCCUUUUAGGUGCUUUGACAGCGGAUGGAUUCGAAGGCACAAUUAUUCGAAAACACACUUACGAAGCAUUAGACCGAAGAGCUUCUAAUAGGUACGCAUAACUUUUUUUUCUUAUUUAUUUUUACUUUAGGGCUUGGGAUCGACUUUAUGCCGUCCUCCAAGGCAGUGAACUCUGGUUCUUCAAAGAUCUCAAACAUCGACAAGAACAAUCUACCUUCCACAAUGAACCCGCUAUCCAACUUGCUGGGUGCACCGUGCAGCCUUCGGAAUACUCGAAACGGAAGAACGUCAUAUCAUUGAGAUUACCAUUCGGUUCUGAAUAUUUGCUACAAUGUGCGGAUGAGGUAUGUUGGAUUUAAUACUUUAAAGUAAUGAUGACAUUUAUUUACAGGAAGACAUGCAGAAAUGGUUGACUCAAUUGCAACGUGCCACAGGCCAUAUAAGUGUGGAGCAGGGUUCUCCCCAACCCCAGUCUUCAUCGACACCCAUCCCUGAAGAAGGUCGCGGUCAAAGCCCGGCCGAAGCCCCCGUCAAACAGAAAAAGGGAUUCUUUUCUCGCAAAAAGUAG
Bursaphelenchus xylophilus (pine wood nematode) is the source of this 8223-nucleotide messenger RNA. The record is from the annotation of a GenBank genome assembly. Lineage: Eukaryota; Metazoa; Nematoda; Chromadorea; Rhabditida; Aphelenchoididae.